GGCCCACCUGGGCUGGGGAUGUGGGGAGGGGAGGGUGGGGACAGGAGGACACCCAGAGACUGGGAUUAGAUGCAAGGAGAGAAUUUGGAGACAGACUGCAAGACCAAAAUGGAGAGGGUGUGACAGCCACAGAGAGACCGGCUAGGAUAGAAGGAAGGGGGCAUGCAGGUAGGGACAGGAGAGCAGAAGUGGAAAAAGACAAAGAGAAAGGAGAUGACAGACACAGAGGGACAGAAACAGAAAGAGAAAAAUCACACACACACAAACACACACAGAAUUACAGAAAGGCAGAGAAUAACAGAUGAUAAGAGACACAGCUUCAGAGAGAUGGGGCAGGAAGGGAAGGUUGCAGACAGAUGGACGCAGAGGCAAGAGAGAAGAACAGCUUGGACAGGUGACACAGGCUGGCAGGCAGCACCUCAGAGGCCCAGGCAGCUAUCAGGGAGGGCCCCACACACCCCGCCCCCAGGGCGAUAAGGCAGGGCUUGGAGCCCCGCCAUACUGGCCCGCCCGGGGCCACCCCCCUGCCUGCUGGCCUGCCUGGUGCCUCUUGCUCCAACCUAGCCUGUCACCGCCACGCCACCGGCCCCCAGAGCCCAGGAACCUGGGACCUGCCCUUCCCCCCUCCAGGCCAUGAUGAUUCUGCAAUUAAUCGUGUUUGUGCUGGUGACAGGGCAAGUAGGAGGAGAGACCAGGAUCAUCAAGGGGUACGAGUGCCCGCCGCACUCCCAGCCCUGGCAGGCCGCCCUGUUCCAGAAGACUCGGCUGCUCUGCGGGGCGACCCUCAUCGCCCCCAGCUGGCUCCUGACAGCAGCCCACUGCCGCAAGCCCCGCUACAUAGUGCACCUGGGGGACCACAACCUCCAGCGGUGGGAGGGCUGUGAGCAGAUCCGGAUCGCCACGGAGUCCUUCCCACACCCGGGCUUCAACAACAGCCUCCCCAACAAAGACCAUCGCAAUGACAUCAUGCUGGUGAAAAUGGAGACACCAGCGUUCAUCACCUGGGCCGUGCGACCCCUCUCCCUGUCCUCACGCUGUGUCGCCGCUGGCACCCGCUGCAUCAUUUCUGGCUGGGGCACCACGUCUAGCCCCCAAUUGCACCUGCCCCACUCCUUGCGAUGUGCAAACAUCUCCAUCAUUGAGCACAAGGAGUGUGAGGAUGCCUACCCAGGCAACAUCACCGACACCAUGGUGUGUGCCAGCGUUCGGGAAGAGGGAAAAGAUUCUUGCCAGGGCGACUCCGGGGGCCCUCUGGUCUGUAACGGGUCUCUUCAAGGCAUUAUCUCCUGGGGCCAGGAUCCAUGUGCUGUCACCAAAAAGCCUGGUGUCUAUACGAAAGUCUGCAAAUAUGUGGACUGGGUCCAGGAGACUAUGAAGAACAAUUAGAUAGGACCGCUCUCCAUGGCCCAACCUCCUCAAGCUGGUGUUGGUUCCCGUUCAUUCUGCUAAUAAGAAACACUCAGCCAGGACUCUUCUAUGAACUUCCUUUGGGCCACCUUGACUACAGGAGAUGCUGCAGCUUAAUCAUCAACGUGGGGUUUGAAAGUGGUGAGACUUGGAUUUGAAUCCUGGCUUGAACUAAUUUAUGACUCUGAGAAUGAUAAUAGCUGCUUUGUUCUCUGUUGCAUCUCCAGCACCAAAAUGGUUCCUGGCCUACAUCAAGAUUUCAAUAAACAUUUGGUGAAUGAA
Nycticebus coucang (slow loris) is the source of this 1689-nucleotide messenger RNA. Its product is annotated as kallikrein-11. The coding region runs from base 634 to 1386 and encodes 250 amino acids. Gene Ontology annotation, molecular function: serine-type endopeptidase activity. The record is from RefSeq and is a predicted model, not a curated record. Gene Ontology annotation, biological process: proteolysis. The transcript is spliced from 6 exons. NCBI's taxonomy places the organism in Eukaryota, Metazoa, Chordata, Mammalia, Primates, Lorisidae.